Molecule: messenger RNA, 615 nt
Organism: Rodentolepis nana
Lineage: Eukaryota; Metazoa; Platyhelminthes; Cestoda; Cyclophyllidea; Hymenolepididae
Source: the annotation of a GenBank genome assembly
UUGUUUUCUCUUCAUAGAUUCGGGGAUCAUCCUAAACAUUUUCAGUUUGUCUUACGUAGAACCGACGUCCGGCAACCAGUAAAUCCGACUAGAACGCGUUCACCCGUCCCCACAUCACAUCAUCAUCGAAGGGUUUCAUCCAAUGCAGGUCACUACGCGACUUUCCAAAAUGCGGCAACAGCCUACAAUCAACCGAAAGGUCAUAAUUAUCGGCGUCCCGAAGAUAAAGAAGUUGCUGCCGCAUUUGCUGAUCGCAACUCUGAACAGGAAGCUGCAGAACUCCAAAAACACUCCAAUGUGGAUUGGUCCAAAUGUUAUGAGGAAGCAAACCAGCGUUAUUUAGCCCUUAUUGAUUCCCGACGUAGCUUACAACUGAAACUGCGGGAUUUGGAUGCUAAUCUACGACAAUCUCGAGGUAAUGUCCAAGAACUUGAGUCAGAGAUGGCUGGUGCGUUGACAAAAUUGCUGAAUCUGGUCGAAGAAGCAUUGGAAGUGCGUCGGAAAACUGUCUCCGAGCUUUCAUUAAAUCCUGAAACUACUCUUCCUCCUCCACCACUUCCUCCAACGCAGGCUAACAGUACCAAGGCCCCAGCUUGUGAUGAGGUUCUAAUAUGA